CUAAAUCUCCCCUCUUUUAGUCUAAAGUCUGCCCCGCCCAGUGCCCGGGUCAGGGUGACCCCUCCCUGAGCCCCGGAUCGUGCAUAAACCACAGGAAGGACAAGGUCACGUUAUCAGCCCCUGGUUUAGCAGUAAAUGGGCAGAAGUCCUGCCUGAGGUGACGGUGAUGGGAGCGAGCAUGCGGUGGCAUUUCCAGCAGCAGGGCUGGCACAGCACCUCCGCGCCCCGCACUGCCCGUGCUGCGGUGCUAAGGGGGGAGCCGGUGGGAGCGGGGCGCAGCGAAGUUCCCUCUGGUUACAUGGGUUGGUGUCUGCUGCUCAGGCAAUGGCUGUUGUCAGCUCAGUGUGGUUUUUCAAGGGCCUGGCAGUGCCUCGUCUGCUGCUCCUCAGACCUGUUCGCCUCUUCCACGCUCCUGCAGCUCUUCAGUCAGCCAUGCCCCUUUUUAGUGACCUUCCCAAUUUGCAGUUAUCGUGCUCGGCUCUCUUGGCCUGUAAUUCAUAUUGCUGAAGCUUUUUCUACAAAGCCAUGAAGCGCAUUCUGGCUUCUGCUGGGAAAAUUUCAAGUACAGUGGAAAAGCAUUCUGGCUUCAAGGCUGUAUUGCCCUACGAAAACUCACCCCUCGCAGAUUACAGGUCCAGUCCUGGAAGCUACUGACAGACGUGAGGCUUUUGCAUUUCCCUGUCUCAGACUCGAGUUUCUGCAUGCCCUUGGUUUUGUUCCAUUUCAGUUCUGCUUGGGGCAGGCACCUCUCAUUUCGGUGGCCAGUUCACUGUUUUUCAGGGAUGGCUGCAUUUCUUCUGCCUUCGUGCAUGUGGUUCUGCUCUGGUAAUUUCUGCUUUCAGACCAGACAUUUCCUUUCUCGUGCAGCUGUUUUAGAAGUGUUCUUUAGCAGCUGGUGGCACCUAGCUCUUGUAGCAGUGAGAAGAUCACGGGACGUGCUUAUGCUCCUGCCUGCCUCUGCAACUCAAAUAGCAAGCAUGCCUUGCACAUGCAUAAAGCCAAGAAUUCAUUGUUAAUAUCACUCAAUUCUUAACACUGUAAUCCAAUGUAAUUACUCAUCUGGACCCAACUGAUACAAAAAGAAGUAGGGUGUCUGCUAUGUGUGGUGCCUUUAGCAUGUUAGAUACUAAUUCCUGUUCUCUUUGCAGCCCCUAAGGCCAGCUCUGCCCAUCUCCUUUCUUUGGCUGACUGUGGGUGAGCUGUGCACAGCCAUGGGGUCUCCACCUGUGCCCAUGCAUCCCCUGCACCCCUCUGCAUCGUGCCCCAUGCCCGCUGCAUUCCCCGGCGCUGCCGCACAUGUCUCAGCACCGCAUGCCUGCUUGUUCCUGCUAGGUGCACAACCUGCAGCCGGCCUGGGCCCGGAAAGCUAAGGCAGCACCCGGGGCUGCUGCUGGCAAUGUGGGACUGCCCUGAGCAAGUGGGGACAGACCUGAUGGAAGUGGCCGGGACCACAAGGCAGUGUGGCACCAGACAGUGUUCUGCCUCGGGGGACCUGCAGCUGGAACAGCUUUGGUAAGGUUCGCCUUGUUCAUUCAAAAACAUUUUUCUUAAAAGGUUAAAGAGGCAGAAAUGUGAUGACUUCCAUUUUGUGCAAAUGAAAUGUUUUUGUAGGCUCGAAACAUGUUUUUGCCUGGCUCUAUUUAUAAAGAGCUGCCAGCGGUGGGAGGAACCUGCAGCUUCUUCUCCCUUGUGUCCAGCUCCGACUCCGCCUGCGUGAAAAUCGGCUGGGACCACACCGGUGCCUGAGCAGUGCCAGGCCCUUGGCCACCAUGGCAGCCAUGGGACAGGGAAAAGGGUGGGGACAGGGUGGGCAGCUCCUUGCUGCUGGCGUCGCUCUGGCACAGGACCUGUGCCGGCGGUGCCUGUGGCCGGGUGGGAUGCUCUCCCACCAUCAGCCAUCGCUUUGGUCUCUUCUCACCGGGCUUCCCAGAAAGCAAGCAGCAGUGGUCUGUUUUUCAGGGUGUCAGCACUUGAACUACUCUGCUUGUGCCCAUGACCUGCAGGUAGCGUGCCCCUGCUUCGCCACUCCUGAACGCAUUCCUGUUUGGAAGAGAGGCAAAGAGCUGCUCCUCCUACGGCGUCCCCUCUGACGCUGAGCGGCAGGAGGCAGCCUCAUCCAGCCCUGAGGACAGCACACACACGUGCGCCUUCUCACACAGCUCGGCUGGGGACGACUCACACGUUUACGUUUCCUUUCAUCCCUUGGUGGGGUGGCAAGUUAGGAUUUUGAAAUCUUCUGUGGGAGAGGAAUCCCAAGGUACUUUUUUCAUAAACGUAAGGUAUUUAUCUAGCUGACAAAAUGGAAAUGCCUCGCUGCAGGUUGUUGAAAGGAUGCACAGCGCUCGGUCUUUGGGUGAACCUCUCCUGGUUUGUGCAGCUGCGGGACACUGGUCUCCAGAGCCACCCUGCCCUGUCCUUUGGGUGGCACUGCAUCCCCAGCGGUAACGCUGGGUUACGCAGCUUCUGCUGUGGACCUGCUACAGAGACCUGCUACGGUGCACGUGUUCCUCCCAGGCUGGGAGGUGGGGACACUGCUGCUCCUAGGAAUGUGUGACUGGAGCAGGAACUGGGGGGUAGGCGAUUAAUGAUAGAUGAGCCUAAAGAACCCUGCAAAUACCCUGCAGCACCUGCUUCUUAAUAUUUCUGAUAUGAAUUUGAGUUACUGUGGCCCUAAUGAGGCUCACCUACUUUCAAAUUCCUGAUGUGCUCUGGUGUCUCUGCAAUCACGGGUGUUACUUAAGAAAUUUUAGAAAAAAGGAGGACUUGUUGAAUGGAAACUUCCUUCUUAAAAGGUCACUCGGAAAAUGGUUUAUAAUAGAUUCAUGCAAAUAGAGCUUCAACCACGAGCCGCUAAUUUGGGACAUUGUGAAUGGGUGAGAGCUGGUUGUGUCACCAAUAGAUGGCACCAGGAAGUAUCUCAGCAUGUUCCCAGAGCUUUUUGCAACAAGAAGAAAGGCAGGUGCUGGGCAGAGGUGGAUAGGACCUGUCCCUGUCCUGUCCCCACCGGGAUCGGGGGACAGCUGGGCUCCCAGGGCCUGCCCCGACCUGUGGGACACCGUGCUGCUCGUGCUUACAGCACUGCCUCCCGCACUCUGUGGAUCAGCCUUGCUGCUCCCCUUGGCAGCGCUGUCCUGAGGUGCUGAGCUGCCUCCCAGCCGCCAGACCUUUCUCAAUGGUGUUUCCAGACCACGGGAACCCUAGGGACAGGACCUGGCAAAUAAGGAAUCGCAUGCAAGGGCUCUUCAGAUUAUUUCAGGGCUGUGGAAAUAGCUUGGGAAGAACAGAAAAUGAUCUUUCUGCCCUCCAGCUGUCAGCCUGUGCCACAUACCCACCCCUCUCCUCAUGAGGGUACCUGCAACUGGGCGCUGCCAACUGCUUCCAAAUGUCAUCAUCCAUUUGUCUUGGACAAAUUUUUCCAACAAAGGAUUGAUUUUUUAAAUCAAUUACACCAAACUCAUUUACAGCACAGUGAAAAGUUGUUGAUUAAAAGAUGCAAACUCACAGGUGAACAAGAACAGUCAAAGUGUUUUGGCUCUGUUUCUAAUCAAGGUCUGAUCUCAACAAGAGGAUUUCUAAAUCCCAAAGCCCAAAGAUGUCAAAAAUGUUGUAUUGUAUGAAAACAAAAAAUCAUUCAGAGCAGGCGAUUACGUUCUUAUGUAAACCUGGCUUCAUUCGGCAGAGUUGAGAUGAGCUCAGCUGUGGUCAGGAAAUGGCCAGCGCUGUUCACACGACCCUCGCACCCCUGCUAGCUUGUAGGUCCGUCUGCUGGUUCACAAUGUGUUUAUCUUUUUCCUUGCCCCUUUCACGUUCCUUUAAGGAGCAUUUCAGCUGCUGUGGCCCAAAGCUGCCUCCCGGAGGCACGUUACAUUCUGCAGCCACUGGGCAUCGUGCAGGAUGUGCCCGGGCCCAGCCGUGGGCCACACGUGCCCCUCAAACCACGCUGACAGCGCGAAUUGAGGCCCUUGUCCGGCCGCAGCCCACGGGGCUUACGGGGCAGGAACCGGGGGCUGCGUUAAGCCGGUUACACGGCGGUGGUAGGAGCGAGGUCACCCUCCGUGGAUUAGGAGGCGAGAACAGUCGGUGCUCCUGUCGCAGGGGGAAGCACAAAGGGCCAUUGUGUGCAGGAUACAAAAUCCCUGUGUAUUACCGCGGGCUGACAUGCUGAAAGACCCGCUCUACAUGCCAGCACAAAAGCUGCCUUGCUUCAGAUUGUUUGUUUAUGUAAAUUUCAGCGGUGCAUCUAAUUAUGAGGCCGGAGCAGCCGAGCGCCAGGCGAGGUGCUGAUUGGGUCCCAGUGGCGGUGCUGGCGGACAAGCCCCCACCAGCCCGUGGCUGUCACCGCCGGCCCCGUCUCGCCGCCGCACCACAGAGGGGACACGCGGUGACCGCGAGGACAUCCCCGGAGCAGCGGCCCAGCCCGGGAGCGGAGCGGGACGGAGCCGGCAGGUGCACGGCCUGAGUGCCCCGGGCACGGUGCUCAGCAUGACCGAGGACGUGCCGGUGGUGCCCAGCGUGCCCGAGUGCAACGGGAGCAUGGUUCCUGAGAAGGGACCGCUCCAGGUCAUUGGCAUCAUCGAUGACAUCGCGAGGUCUGUCGGGACGGGGCCCUACACAAAUGCAGACACCAGCCCUGAUGCUCCGCUCGCAAAAGGAAAUCAGGAGGAAAGUAGAAACUCGCUGGUGGAGGACAUAGAGUGUGGAGAUUUUGACGGAGAGAAGCAAUGCGAAGAAAAGCAAGAGGAAAAUGAUGCGACGCUACAGCAGGGAUCAGUUGAUCUCCAGGACACAGGAACCGGUGGCCAGGAGUCAGAGGAAGGGCCGGGCAGCGGGCAGCCAGCGCUGGGGACAGCGGCCGGCCCCAGCGGGGAGGUGGCGGGGACCCCCGUGGGCACCGCCGAGCAGAGAGGGAACGAUGCUGAGGAGGAGGAGGAGGAGGUGGAAGAAGAAGAGGAGGACACCGAGGAGGACGAAGUGCAGGUGAUAGAGAUGCAGGAGACCAGCGAGGCGUCCCGUCGGCAGCAGCAAGAGAGCGGCAAGGAGGUAUCGCCCCCCACCAGCCCCGGCUGCAACGCCCAGGCGGAGAAAGCUGGGGAGCAGCCCAGCCUGGGGAAAAAAAAUGACAUCUCCAGACACAGCUACUCCCGGUACAACACCAUCUCCUACCGGAAGAUUAGGAAAGGAAACACCAAACAAAGAAUUGAUGAAUUUGAAUCCAUGAUGCACUUAUAAACUGAAGUGGAGAAUUGCUUACUGAGACAACAGUUCACUUUGUUUUUUGUUUUGUCUCCCUUCCCCCGCCCCCUGACAUAUUUCUUCAUGCAACAUGAAGUCACUGCUUUUUGGCUUUUUGUAUGAUUUCAUAAAACGUUGUGAAAAUGUAACUUCUAUGCUUCACUUUGCCAGCAGGCAGAGGCAUCCGUAGAACAGGAGAAUAAUCAGUUCACUAAGUGUAAUACCAUUUGAUUUGAAGUUUACCCUUUAUUUUCUAUCCCUUUUUUUUUUUUUUUUUUUUUUUUUUUGUAACCAUAUUCAAACUCUGGUAUGUCUGGAAUGAGCUGGGGCUUCUGUAGCUGCAGGCACACAGGUGAUCCAUGCCGGCAGCCGUGCUGGUAACGAGUUGGCAGUGCAGCCAUCCCAGUGGCGCUGGGCAGCACAGGGUGAAUAAUAAACGCCACGGCUGUUUGCAGCUG
Cygnus olor (mute swan) is the source of this 5690-nucleotide messenger RNA. RefSeq names its product ermin (gene ERMN). Lineage: Eukaryota; Metazoa; Chordata; Aves; Anseriformes; Anatidae. Gene Ontology annotation, cellular component: neuronal cell body; myelin sheath; filopodium. Bases 4483 to 5229 code for a protein of 248 amino acids. The record is from RefSeq and is a predicted model, not a curated record. The transcript is spliced from 3 exons. Gene Ontology annotation, molecular function: actin filament binding. Gene Ontology annotation, biological process: regulation of cell projection organization; actin filament organization; regulation of cell shape.